AUGUCAUGUUUAUGGGCCGUAAAAGGGUCUCCUAGUGGUGAAGUAGAUCGGAAACCGGCCCUGGACUUGCCUCGCAUCAUGACUGAGGGCUGGGACUCGAUUGAUAUUGGGACACUGAGGAGCAUGCGUGCACGGCAUGACUUCCCUAUUGCCCUUGCAUUUGCGGCAUCUUCGCCAAACCUUCGUUAA
Fomitiporia mediterranea MF3/22 is the source of this 189-nucleotide messenger RNA. RefSeq lists its product as uncharacterized. Bases 1 to 189 code for a protein of 62 amino acids. The transcript has 3 exons. The record is from RefSeq and is a predicted model, not a curated record. Lineage: Eukaryota; Fungi; Basidiomycota; Agaricomycetes; Hymenochaetales; Hymenochaetaceae.